GGGAGUCCGUCCGCCGCCAUGACGGCUCGCGUGUGUGCCAUUCUGUUGCUAGCAGCAUUCACUGUAACUCACGCGCUCGUCGACGAAGCCGUCGAUGUAAUCAGACUCGGUAUAGACGUGGGCGAGGAAGUUCUCAAUUCUUGGGACAUUAUCAGCAAACCUUUCAAUGUGUCGGGCGGUGUCGAGUUACCCAUCAUCAGGAGACGAGAGAGGCAGGUGCUGGCGCGAUUGGCCCAGGUGACCCGGGCGAUAAAUAGGCUUGAAUUAAAUGUAGAUAAGAAUGGCGCCGUUUUGAUGCUCCUGGCGAAGCACAUAGGUCGCGGUAACAGCCUCGAGUUAAAGCUUCACGAAAUGUCAGAUCUAUUGAGCCGAGUGUCAUCGGCGGAUCAGAAGAUGAGAGAGUACACGAGAAACCAGCGCGAGUUUGAGAGGAGAACGCUGGAGGACUUCGCAGAGUGGUGCGUCUCGCACGAUAGCAGUGCAUUGCCCGGUCUUAUGGAGCGCGUGUACGCAAUGAUAGUUCCACCGCACAAACAUCUGCUCGGACAAAGUAUUUUACAGGUCAUUUUGGAAGAUUUACAAGAAGAUCAUCUCUGCGAUAUGCAGAUGUCACCACACCAGCUGAUAUACGACAUGUACAACACGAUAUCCCUAACGGAGAUAAAGGGAUACGCAAUGAUGCAAUUCUCAUGGAUGCUGCUCAGGAUAUAUGGCAAAGGAAACUUCACGCAGGAAGCGAAUCUGACGCGGGUGAGGUAUGCCGAAAGGACAUCGCGUAUUGCGACCGCUGCCAAGGCAACAAUGGCGAUGGCCAAACGUGACCUGUAUAGAUGUGAUCCAAAAGAACAUAAGCUUGGAGAAACAUACGAGGAAGUGACCAAGUUGCUUCAAGGGUACAUAGAAAACGAAGUAAACCUGAACGCUGAUCAGACUUGCAAGGAGAACUGCGCGUAUUACACGCUCGCUGAGCGACAUGGCUGCUUCAAAGGGGAAUACUGUGCAAAACAAUCGUGCAAUGGGAGGAUCAUUAACUGCCAAUACAUUGACUCCGAUAUGUGGGUCUGUCCGGCUGCUAGGGACAGUCCGCGUCGGUACGAGUGGAUCGAAUACGAAAACGGUAGGAAAUUGGGACCAGCUGGUAGUUGCACGCGAGGGGAGACCAAGGUCGACUCCUGGUGGAAGUUGAAUCUUCUACAUUGCUCAUACUGCUUUUGUCUCUGUGAAGACGAUAUCCAGUCGUCUGUGAGAACCUUCAGCUUACGAGAAGCGUUGGCUGAUAUAAAGCGGAACAAGGUCGUUACUGGCUUACGUCUCGUGAAGCACGGGAGAGUGUUCCAUCUACAGAUAAGUGAGGGUUUUCUGGGACAAAGAGGGACCGUUGUACCCGGAAGCUGGGUGCCGGUACAAAAGUUCGAUAUCUCUGAGCCGGGAAUAAGAGAAGGGGAGGACUACCACAAGUUGACUUACGAGAGGAGAGCUAUUGAUUUGGACGAACUCGACUCGCCAUCGGGACAUAUUCUAACCGGAGUCAGAUUCCGAAUGAUCGGUGCUCAUUUGCACUUCGAAAUUCGCUCGACACCCUUCAACUACACAACUGGACGAAUGUCGCCCGAAAGAAGCCAGUGGAUCAGCAAUGACAACACGGAGGGUGCCGAAAUCCCAAGGUCCCGCCUGAGCCUGGUGAAGCCCGACAUCCCGACGCGCAGCGCGGCGCCGCUGGCGGUGGACUCGCGCCACGACCAGUACGUGGAGUUCGUCAACAGCGACAUUGACGCCGACGCCGCGCAGAGCACCGUGCCCUUCGUCGACGUGCAGCCGCUCGAGCCCAUGAGAGGUGCGUCACUACUGAGCGGAGCGGGUAUCAUCCACCGCGGAGCGAGUGGCUACGGCGGCUUCGUAGCACCCAAGCUGGUCACCUACGACUACUCCCGUCACGUGAGGGCGCAACCGCCCCCCGACGACAUACAAGAGGAGGAGCCGGCAGAUGUGAUUUUGCCCCUUAACAAUUUUUAAUUAAGUAUAGGUUAACGUACUCCGUAUACUCAUCGCAAUGUAGUGUAAUUUGAUAAAUAAAGCUAAGUAAGUGCGA
Messenger RNA from Nymphalis io (European peacock), 2089 nucleotides. RefSeq lists its product as uncharacterized. NCBI's taxonomy places the organism in Eukaryota, Metazoa, Arthropoda, Insecta, Lepidoptera, Nymphalidae. The transcript has 10 exons. The coding region runs from base 19 to 2013 and encodes 664 amino acids. The record is from RefSeq and is a predicted model, not a curated record.